AUGACGGCAGCGCAGUUUCGGGAGGAGUGCUGUGUCGAUGGGAUACAAGCCCCCGACGACGUGCCGAAGCUGUCGUAUAACAAGGGCUGUCGGCUCAUGGAUGUUGGGCUUGCGCGAGAGGGCACGGAGACGAAGGGGCGAGCAUCGGUAUCUGUGCCGUCUCUGCGCCGAGCUACACGAGCUUUCGGGAAACAGGACUUGCGCACGCAGGAAAUCGAACGUUCUCUAGACGAUGAUAUCCGAGGCAGCGACCUCUACAGCGUGAGGGAGAACUACAUGCUCAUGAUGGCGGUGGCAGUGGCCAAGACAGUCCGCGAGGGAGGGUCGCUGAGGGUUGGGAAGCUUUGGGACCCGGAGGGACGGUCACGAAAGGGGGGGGCACAGCGAUUUUCGUGUGGGAUGAUACUCAGUUUAGGGAUGGCGAUGACGGGCCGAGGUUUGUGUUCACGUGCCUGCAGCCCAGAAAGGAUGGCUUCAGUGGACACGAUGCCUGCGAUGUGGAUCGGCACGCGUCGCUCGGGGUGGACUUUGAGGGAGGGGGCUUGA
Hypoxylon fragiforme is the source of this 546-nucleotide messenger RNA. RefSeq lists its product as uncharacterized. Lineage: Eukaryota; Fungi; Ascomycota; Sordariomycetes; Xylariales; Hypoxylaceae. The transcript is spliced from 2 exons. Bases 1 to 546 code for a protein of 181 amino acids. The record is from RefSeq and is a predicted model, not a curated record.